This is a messenger RNA of Erythranthe guttata (spotted monkey flower), 990 nucleotides long. RefSeq names its product CDP-diacylglycerol-glycerol-3-phosphate 3-phosphatidyltransferase. The record is from RefSeq and is a predicted model, not a curated record. Lineage: Eukaryota; Viridiplantae; Streptophyta; Magnoliopsida; Lamiales; Phrymaceae.
GGUGGCCGAAUUUACCAAAGAUAAAAUUAUAAAGACUGGAAUAAUUAGGGUCUAUGAGAUGCUACAUUUGGCAAAAAAUACUGGAUGGUUUUGCACUAUAAAUUUAUACAAAUAAGUGAAUAACCAUCCACUAAACACACAUAAAUGUGUGUGUAUUUGUUAAUGUGGCAAGACCUCCAAAUGUAUUUUAUCGGAUGUAGCAUCAGCAGAUCGAACGGAUAUCGAACGGAUAAUUAAUGGGAAAAAACAUCUCAAUUUUGCUCCAAAUUAGGUAGGGGUAUUCCUGUCAUUUCAGUAAAAAAAAAAAAACAAUUGACUGGAUAAAGCAAAAUGCAUGGAUCUUUCACACGUGUACACACGUAGACAUUCCCCACACCCUAUAUUUCUUCACGUUAGACCAAAUCCUUCUCAUCUUAAUUUCUUAUUUAGUAAUAAAUCCCCACAAUAUAUUUUUUUUAUUAAUCUCCAAAUUUCACAGAUUGCACUAUUAAAUAAAAUUUCGCUAUAUAUUAAAUUCUUCUCUCUCUCUAAAAACCCUUUUUUAUACUGUGUGCUCAAGAAAUUGCAAUCAGGAAAAAAAAAAAAAUCAGAAUAUAAGAAUAAUCAAGAAAUGGACGGCGGCUCGUGGGCUGAUCAGUGGGACAACAGUUCAGAUCCUCUGCCGGAGAAAAAGAAGAGCGGCGGCGGUGCGGCGGCGAAGUAUGGGAAGAAGGUCGGAGAAGGGCUGGGGAAAACUAAAUCGGCGGCCACCACCGGCGUUAAGAAGGUUAAAGAAGGCACCUCUGUCGGAUUCCGGUGGAUCAAAGACAAGUGCCAGAAAUCCAAAAGCUGAUUAUAUAUAUAAUAUAUUUAUUUAUAUAUAAAUAUGGACGGUGAUUUUUAUUUUAUUUUUAAUUAAAGUUUGUUGAUCUAUUUAUUUGAAAUAAAAAUGUGUUGGAAUUAUUGUUGAUGUACAUGAAUUUUUAUUUUUAUUUUAUUUUUAUUUUAUUU